Funneliformis mosseae is the source of this 1104-nucleotide messenger RNA. Lineage: Eukaryota; Fungi; Glomeromycota; Glomeromycetes; Glomerales; Glomeraceae. The record is from the annotation of a GenBank genome assembly.
AUGAUGUUGGAUCAUUUUAUAAGAGGUUUAUUUUCAAUUCUCGGUUUAAAUUUAUCUCAAAGGAAUGAAAUUACCCCUUCAAAAUUAUCUUUUACUCUACAUUUAACCUCAAUAAGACCUGCUUUAACUAAUCUUUGGUUAAAUAAUAUAAAUUCUUUAAAAGAUUCUAAUAAUGUUAUAAAAGUGUCAAAUGAAUCCUUUAGAAUUAUAGAUAACUCUCAUAAUAAUGAUUUAUCUCAAGCUCAACAAACACCUAGUGAUGAUAAUAUGAAUAUUCCAAAUUCUAUUAUAGUUUAUCAUGAUCAACCUCCUCCUCUGUCAAUCACACCUUUCUUUAAUUUUAAAGAUUUCUUUGAUCACCUUUCAAAAGAAAGAAUUAUUGAAAGUGAUGGUGGUAAUAAAAUGGAAUUUGGUUCAACUGUGCUUUAUGGUGAAGUGAUAUCAAGUACACAAACAUUACUAGACAAAAAUUUUAAAUUUACUCAAACUUUGCCUACUGGGUUCGUUUGUGUAGCUUCACAACAGAAUCAAGGACGCGGUCGUGGUAAAAAUUCUUGGAUUUCACCUCUUGGAUGUCUUCAGUUCUCUGUUGUCUUAAAACAUCCAUCGAACAUAUCCUCUGUUGUUUUUAUACAAUACCUCUUAUCAUUAGCGGUAGUUGAAGCUAUUAGAACAAAAAAGGGUUACGAGGAUCUUCCUCUUAGAUUGAAAUGGCCAAAUGAUAUCUAUACUGAAAAUAUUAAAAUUGGUGGUGUUAUAAUUAAUUCGCAUUUCCUCCAAGAUGAAUUUCUUUUGAUCGCAGGGUGCGGAGUAAAUUUAAGUAAUUCAGCACCCACAACCGCGAUUAACCGUAUAAUAUCUCUAUAUAAUCAUGAAAAUAAUACUCAAUUGGAGGAAUUUUCUCAAGAACAACUUUUAGCCGCUAUUCUCGUAAAAUUUGAAUCAUUUUAUAAAGAAUUUUGUAGUCAUAAGAAUGGGUUUGAACCCUUUCUUGAUAUUUAUUAUAAAAGAUGGUUACAUAAUGAUCAGAUCGUCACUUUAGAAGCAUUUAAUAAUAGGAGAGCUCGUAUUAUUGGGAUUACGACGGAUUUUGCUUUGAUAUGA